GGAAGGCGGGCGGGGAAGGAAGCGGAGCUUGGGAGCGCCGGACUUGGCCAGCUGACGCGGCCGGCUUCGGGCGCGCGUUCUCCGGUGCAAGCCUCGAGGGCAGGCAAGGGCGAGCGAAGUCCCGCCGGCUCCGGGCUUGGCACGUUGCAGGGGACAGGCGCGCCGGCGCAGGGCAGAGCCCGGCUCAGCUCAGCUCAACUCGAGGGGCGCAGCGCCGGCUGGCAAGUUUGCUGGCUGGCAAGUUUGCUCCCGACGCGAUCGACGGCGGCCUGCCCAGGCACUGCCCGCUUGGGAGUGUGUGCGCGCUCGGCUCUCCGGGGGACGCGCCGGGCUUCUCUCCGUCCUGGUGGGGCAUGUGGACAUGGCCGGUGACAGGAGCCCUGGGAUCUGGUGCCGGCGGCGCUUCGGGCUGCUGCUGCUGGCCACGGCGGCGGCCGGGCUGUGCGGCGGAGUCUCUGGAGGGAAGAAUCCCAGCUGCCACGAAGUGAGGACGGCGUUUCAGAUCCGGCAGAUCGGCCCCCUCAAACUGGUCCCCGAUGUCCCCACGGCUGAAUCCAACUUGCAGAUCUGCCAACACAGAGCACCAACUUGUUGCACUAAGAAGAUGGAAGAAAGCUAUCAAGCAGCUGUUCGGAGAGAGAGGAUGGAGAACAUCCAGACUCUAAAUUUUGAACUGAAAUAUAUGAUUGUUGGUCACAUCACAGCUUUUCAAGCGGCCUUUGAGUCAUUGCUUCGCUUGGCUGAGAACCACACGACUUCUCUGUUUGAAACUGUCUAUAGAUCCAUGUCAAAGGAGGCACUUGAACCUGUCAAAGAGCUCUUUACAGACAUCUCUCUCUACCUCUUGGGUGCUCAGACCACAGUGGAAAGUGCAUUUUCCCGGUUCUUUGACAGCCUCUUCCCUUUGGUUUACAGCCACCUAAUAAACCCAGGAAUUACAGAUUUGUCAGAAGAGUAUACAGAGUGCCUGAGGCUUACGCGGCAAGAUAUCAACCCAUUUGGACGCUAUUCGAAAGAAGCCAUAAUAGAGCUGGCAAAGUCUCUCUGGGCAAGCAGAAUGUUUAAUCAGGCCCUUGGGAUAGGCAUUGAAGUCCUGAAUGCCACCGAGCAUGCCACUUUGACAAAGGAGUGUAGCCGAGCAUUAGUGAAGAUGCAAUAUUGCCCUCAUUGUCAAGGCCUGACACUCAUCAGGCCCUGUGAAGGAUAUUGUCUAAACGUUAUGAGGGGAUGUUUUGCCAGUGUAUCAGAACUGGAUGCUCAGUGGAGGGAGUAUAUUUAUACCCUGGAAUAUCUUACUAAUGAAAUGGCUGGAUCUCAUGAUUUGGAACUGGCACUGGUGGGUAUUCGGUCCUCAGUCAAUGAGGCCAUCUUGUAUGCACAACUGAAUGGACCACAGCUGUCUGCAACUGUUGAUAAAGUAUGUGGACAUGCUGAAGAAAAAGAAACAAAACCUUCACCGGACAAUAUAGUACAAGCAAAGGAAAUACCCGAAACGCAGUCUCUCACAGUGGCACAGUCCUCUGUUCUAACCAAUAAAAGGAGUUCUCUGCCUCUGAAAGCUUCAAAGAAUGACAAAUCCAGAAGUUUGAAAAAAAUGUCCCGGGAGUUCAUCAGCUACAUGAAACGAUCCAGAACUCUUUACGCCUCUUUAACGGAACGACUCUGUGAUGGGGAUCUGGUGAUGAAAGACAGCUCAACUUGCUGGAAUGGAGAGGAUGUUGUAGAAAGUUAUACUAGCAGAGUAGUCACCAAUGGACUGAAGGCACAAAUUAAUAACCCAGAACUGAAAGUCCGAGCACUGGACCUGCACAUUCGCAGCUUAAUUGAUAAACUGCAGCAUUUUAAUCAGCUGGAGACAAGCAAGACGAAUUUCAAAUCUGAAAGAUGGGCAUCUCGAGAAGGUGGCAGUGGUGGUGGAAGGAGUGAAGAAACAGAAUCUAGUGGAGACUGCGAUGAUGAGGAUGGGUGCCAAGGAUCGGGUGAAAAGAGCCGCACAACAGAUGAUCUCAGAGGUAAUCCAGGAGAUAGGAAUGGAUCCAAUGCAACGGUGAAAAAGGCAAACUCCACAGACACCAUUAUUGUAAAAUUGCCUCCUAAAGAUAACAGGGGCAAUCAUCCUAUGGAUAAUCGAGUUUCAACCUCCUUGCUGUUCACUUUCACAGCCCUGGCAGUUUUGUGGCAUUCUUUGUUAUAGCUGCAUUAUAUUGCAUUAACUGUGCAAGAAUUUCUGCUCACUGUCAUUUUAUACCUACAGCCUUACCCAAGUGAAAACAAAGUUAUAUGGCUCUCUAAAUGGUACACUCUAGUAGUAUGUGGUAUAUUAGUAAAAGCGCUAAACAUUAGUCUGGGACUGGCUAACAGAAAGCAUCAGUGUGUACAUGAUGUCUGGAUGGUUUUUGAGAGCAUCUUAUCUUUCAAGAUGUAAACAGGAUGAAGACAGGAACCCUGAGUAGGUUAAGUUAUUGCAAUAGAUACAAUUAAGAAUGUUGACGUUGUAAAUUAAUAUGUUGGAAUUUCCCCGUCUGUCUGAUCUUUCACAUGUUUUCCUUUGAAUAAUCCGUUUCCAGGAGCAGUUCUAUAGUAAGUUAUGUCUCUAGGGAUCAGCCACUAUAUGUUAAGUGAAGUACAGCACUAUCUACCAGUUGGAUAAAAUUCCUACGUGGUACAAGAAGACUGUAGCAUGUUUGAAUCUCUUGUGUUUUUUUCUCCCCUUUUUUAAUGUUUAGAACGUAGAAAGCAAUAUAACAAACAUAUGCUGUGUCUAAUGUAUUGGUAGUUGCCUUAACCAUUUAGAAAAAUAUAGAAACAUUUCCUGAGUUAUUUUGAAACAUGCAAACAUAUUUUCCUUGCCCAUAUAUUUCAUUACCAUAUGCUUAAGACUAUGUGAAUGUCUGACAAAUACAGGGGGAACAGUAAUAGACAGUGGAAACAAAGAAGUCAAGCAUCCAUUGCUUGUGUGGUACAAGAAUGGAGAUUUUCAUACAGAGCUGUGGAAUGCACAUCUGAGGAGGGAAGUGAGUGUCUGGAGUUGGUCCCUCAGGCCCGUCACAAGCAAGUGAUUGGAAUCGUCACAGCUGACAGAGCUACCAUCUGUUUGUGAAUGAGUGCUCUCCCCAGUCCAGUAACACGAGUUCCCCCUGGCAUGAUCCAGACAUGGAUCUGUAUUUGGAUUGCCCUUGCUGAAUUGGGGCAAAAGUUUAUAUGUCUGCCAGAAGGUAAUGGUCUCUCCUUUAUUCAAGAGGGGUACUGAUGCACUGUAGAUCUGUGAAUUACAGUGUACCCUAUACAUUGGAGACUAUUUAAUUACAUUUAAUGUUUUAUUCUGCUAUGAUAGGAAAAAUAAAUAUGAACAAAACAUCCACUUAAAAUGGAGGGAAAUCAAUUAUUUGCCAUUUUCUCUUUCAUAAGUAUUUUCAUUCUGCCCAUUUUAUUUUGAGAAGGACUUUUUAAUAAAUGCAAUUGAUGUGUUUUACAGCAUGACAAGGAGGUACAAUUUCAUCAUUAGAUGGGAGAGGGCUAAUAUGUGUAUUUUUGACAACUGUUUUUACAAUGCCAUUGAAAAUCCAUACAAUACAAUCUGAGUAGAAUUAACAGUGAUAAUAUGUCUCAGAUUGAUAUUUACUAACAAAGCAAAUUAUUCAUCUGAGUAGUUGUUUUCGUGAAACAAAACAUUACAAUGUACAGUUUUAUAAUAUAUAAUGUAAAAUAUUUUCCUUUAACUUGUGCGUGUGUUAUAUGUGUACAAAAACAAUUCUUUCAGCAAUUUGAUUUGCAUAAAAGAUAUAUUCAGCCCAGUGCUCCAAACCUUGUAAGCAAUUGUAUUUAGGAUCAAACUAUAAGACACGUCUAGGCAAUUACUCCUUGUUGCGGAAGUUCUGAUGUGCUCAAGGGAUCUCCACUGCAAUAUUCAGUUCAAUUGCAACACCCCCCAUGUGCAUGGAGCUGCAUGGGAGCAAAGUAUCUAGAAUUCAGUGUAAAACCAAACACUGUCUUUAGCCUCUUGGUUGUUCUUAUUAAAAGCCUGAAGACUUUGUUUCAA
Molecule: messenger RNA, 4039 nt
Organism: Eublepharis macularius
Lineage: Eukaryota; Metazoa; Chordata; Lepidosauria; Squamata; Eublepharidae
Product: glypican-5-like
Exons: 9
Coding region: 362-2194 (610 amino acids)
Biological process (GO): regulation of protein localization to membrane; positive regulation of canonical Wnt signaling pathway; cell migration
Cellular component (GO): extracellular region; plasma membrane; cell surface
Source: RefSeq, a predicted model, not a curated record